This is a messenger RNA of Exophiala bonariae, 2154 nucleotides long. RefSeq lists its product as uncharacterized. Gene Ontology annotation, cellular component: Golgi membrane. The record is from RefSeq and is a predicted model, not a curated record. The transcript has a single exon. Lineage: Eukaryota; Fungi; Ascomycota; Eurotiomycetes; Chaetothyriales; Herpotrichiellaceae. The coding region runs from base 1 to 2154 and encodes 717 amino acids. Gene Ontology annotation, biological process: protein palmitoylation. Gene Ontology annotation, molecular function: protein binding; palmitoyltransferase activity.
AUGUCAUCUCCUGCCUCUAAACUCUCUCACCCUCCAUCUUCAAAGGCAAACGCAGCCUCUCCAAAGGUCACUUCUGAAGAUGUUGAGCUCGCUCCGAUUCAAAAUGGUUCCGCUGAACCCAGCAUACCUCUCGAUGAGGAUAUUAUGCAAUGCGCUCGGAUUGGAGCGCUCGAGCACAUUCAAAAAAUGAUCCAGUCCGGCAAAGUGGACGCCAAAUAUACGGAUGAUGAAGGCAUUACACCAUUGCACUGGGCUGCUAUCAACAACCAGUAUGCUGUGUCCAAAUACCUAAUCGAACAAGGUGCGGAUGUCAAUGCCAAAGGUGGUGAAUCUCAUGCUACACCAGUCAUGUGGGCUGCGCAGAGAUCCCAUUUCUACAUUGUCAACCUACUACUUCAGAAUGGUGCCGACGCGCUAUUGACCGACGGCCAGGGGUAUAACAUUCUUCACCUGGCCACCAUCGACGGUAAUGUUCUUCUUUUGAUCCUUCUCCUACAGCAGAACAUCCCUGUGGACGCUGCGGAUCCUCAAGGUCACACUAGCCUCAUGUGGGCAGGAUAUAAAGGAUGGCCAGCUUGUGUAGAUCUUCUCCUACGAUGGGGUGCAAAUGUCAAUGCCAUCGAUGAUAACGGCUUUACGCCUCUUCAUUGGGCUCUUGUCAAAGGCUCAAAACCCUGUCUUGACAAAGUCCUCGAAUAUGGAGCGGAUCGAUUCGCCAAGACUAACGAUGGAAAGACACCCUCCGCCUGUGCGGAGGAAAUGAGUACCAAAAGAGCUUAUCAGCGCUCGCUAGCUGACCACGGCUACGAUGUCAAUGGAAAUCUCAAAACUCUACCCUUAAAGCUGCACAUGCUUCUCCAAGACCGCUCAAAAAUGUCCAAAUUCUUCUUCUUGUACCCCUUUCUCAUUAUGCCCAUUGGCCUGUAUAUUAUCAGCCACUUUCAGAUUUUUGUUGGUUUGCCAGUCUUCCUGGUUGUAUGUCUUGGGAUGCAGUACAUUGCUCAAAGAAUCGCGAUGAUGGGUCCCAUGGAAUAUCACGUUAUCCAUAAAACGCCAUAUCUAUCCGGCAUAUUUGCUGCGACUCUGUUCUGGGUGGGUUUCAGUUAUCUGACUUCAGUACUACCUGGGACCUUCUCGACCAAUCCUUUCUUCAAUUUGCUCUUUGUUCUGAGCUAUUCCAGUACAGCAUAUUUCUACUUCACAGCGAUGCGAGAAGAUCCUGGAUACAUACCCAAAUUAGCUUCACGGAAUCAACAAAGAGCUGUCAUCGAAGAACUCUUUUCAUUAUGGAAAUUUGACGAGGAAAACUUCUGUGUUCAAUGCUUGGUUCGGAAGCCACUGCGUUCCAAGCAUUGCCGACGAUGUAAUCGUUGUGUCGCCAAACACGACCACCACUGCCCCUGGGUGCAUAAUUGCGUCGGUAAUAAUAACAUUCGGCACUUCUACAUAUACAUUCUCAGCCUUGAGGUCGGUAUUCUACUAUACAUUCGCCUCGUCCUGUCCUACCUAUCACUUCUCAGCCCGCCAUCCGACGAUGCAAUCUCACAAUGCAAUAUCCUCGCUCCAUCACUUUGCAAUAUUGUCCUUCGAGAUCCCUGGACAGUGGCUCUUACAUUCUGGGCAUGUUUGCAGCUAGUUUGGGUGACGAUGCUAAUCGUUGUCCAAUCUGUGCAAAUCACCAAGAAUCAAACCACUUUCGAAAACAUGAGACGCCAUGAUCACUCCUCCUCGUCUGGAUCACUCCUGCCACAACAUCGGAGUCUCCCUCCCGGCGCGUCUACAGCAACGACGUCAUUGAACGAUACCGCAGCAGCCGCGAGUCGACUAAACCCAGUUCCACGCCGUCCAGAUGGCUGUCUCACGAGAUGGAAGAAACUGAUCGGGUUGGACGCCUUCCUCGCCACAGCAUCUGACGCCUCUCAUGGGAACCUACAGUCUCGACGAUCGAAUCCUUAUUCCCGUGGUCUGGUCGGAAAUUGCCGAGAUUUCUGGUUCGACCCAGCCCCUAUAUUCGGAAAGCGGAAUAACGGCGAAGGGUUUUUGGGCGGCGAAGUUGUUGACUAUGCACAUUUGUAUGAAAUCCCUCUUCGGCUCAGGAGAGGCGCUGGCGGUAUGCAGUACACGAGCGUUGCUGGAGAGGAUGAGGAGACAUGA